GCCGGGACCAACUCAGCUGCCAUCCCAUCCCACCGUACUACGACUAUGAUGCCAACGGGAAUGCUACCGAUGAGGUCUCGGAGGUGCUGCGUGCGAGCAGCGGUAUCUCCAGCGUCCUGCUCGUCAUGCCCUCUGUCGAGGGGCACGACCGCUCUUCCUGGGCUUAAUUAUGUGGCCUACAGCUGUGCACACAUCUACGCCCAGCGCCACGUAACUCCUCAGGGCCCUGACGAGAAGGUGCCCCAGGGGUUUAAAGAGCUACGGCAGGGUGUGCUCAACUAUAGCUCCAGCUCAGAGGGGGACGAAGGCUUGAUGGGUCUUUUUAUCGUCAUCACAGAGGCUCGGCCAGGUCCAACCCCACCAGAGCUCCAAGAACGUUGGCAGACCCUAAUUCCAUGUGGUCUUUGUGAACAGACUUUUCAGAUGUGGUCAACACGACAGGGGCACCGAAACGAAGUUCACGGAUUAGACGAAGAACUUGACGCUUUGCCUUCAAAUGCUUGAUGACGGCAUCACUACCCAGACAGAUGCAAGGCGGGACAGUCAGCGCAAAGGAUACGGAUGACAUUACGAGACCUGGCUAGCCAGUGCCAAGGGGCUAUUCGCUUGCUACUUGCUGUCCGGUUAAGCCAGAGGUUUACUGGUCCUCAAUUACACAGUUGUACUGGGCUGAACGUGA
Diaporthe batatas is the source of this 679-nucleotide messenger RNA. RefSeq lists its product as uncharacterized. NCBI's taxonomy places the organism in Eukaryota, Fungi, Ascomycota, Sordariomycetes, Diaporthales, Diaporthaceae. The record is from RefSeq and is a predicted model, not a curated record. The transcript has 2 exons. Bases 46 to 504 code for a protein of 152 amino acids.